GCCAGCUACUAAAUCAUCUCCGAUGGCACGAGCGCAGCUGGCUCUGCUCGUGGUCUGCUCUCUCGUCCUCGCCCUGACCGUCGCCGGUCAGAGGCCUCCCAAGUACCGCAAGCUGGUGAGGUGCAAAUCCCCGCAACUCUACCAGAACUGCAAGGGCUUCAUGUACUGCCCCGCCCGUUGCCCUCGCUCGUGCUACGUCGACUGCGAAACCUGCAAGCCGAUGUGCGUUUGUAACGCUCCCGGCGCGGUGUGCGGCGACCCGCGCUUCAUCGGCGGCGACGGCAUCACCUUCUACUUCCACGGAAGGAAGAACCAGGACUUCUGCCUGUUCUCCGACUCCGGCCUCCACAUCAACGCCCACUUCAUCGGAAAGCGAGACCCGACCAUGACCAGGGACUUCACCUGGGUCCAGGCCAUCGCCCUCCUCUUGGACGACCACCGCCUCUACGUCGGAGCUCAAAAGACUGCCGCAUGGGACGACGCGGUCGACCGCCUCAUGAUCACAUUCGACGGCGAGCGAGUGCAGAUCCCGACUAAGGAAGGCGCCAAAUGGCAGCCAUCUUCCGCCCGGGCCGUGUCCAUCGUCCGAACGAGCACCGCGAACGCGGUCACGGUCGAGGUGGAAGGCAAGCUCAAGAUCACCCUCAACGCGGUGCCGAUCACGGAGGAAGAAUCCAGGGUGCACAGCUACGGGGUGACCAAGGACGACUGCAUCGCCCACUUGGAGCUGGGCUUCAAGUUCUACUCCCUCAGCUCCGACGUGCAUGGGGUGCUCGGUCAGACCUACAGGGAGGACUACGUGAGCCGGGUGGACGUGACCAAGAAGAUGCCAGUGAUGGGAGGCGCAGACAAGUUCUUUGUCUCCGAUAUUUUCUCCGCCGAGUGCGCCGUGUCGCGCUUCGACCGCGAAGCAGGCGGCAUCGCCAUGGCCGUGGAGCACGAGGACGUCAAGUGCAGCAGCGGCAUGGGCGGCCGUGGCAUCGCCUGCAAGAAAUAAGCACGCGUGCAGCGUAUGAACCACGUAUCAUAACGCAUGUAGUACGUGCCAAGCACGCGAAUAACGAUGAUAUGAGUCGAACUAUCGUAUCUAUGAAACCUCUAUGUGGAACAAAUAAUUGAAUUAUCAUUUUAUAA
Musa acuminata subsp. malaccensis (wild Malaysian banana) is the source of this 1134-nucleotide messenger RNA. RefSeq lists its product as uncharacterized. Lineage: Eukaryota; Viridiplantae; Streptophyta; Magnoliopsida; Zingiberales; Musaceae. The record is from RefSeq and is a predicted model, not a curated record.